AUGAGCAAAAGUACCGACCAGCAAGCUUACACGUUCAUAUCAGUCAUAUGCAGCAAACAGAAAGAGCUUAACAGAGACCUCAUCGAAGAAGCGCAUCUCAAUAACGGCUGCCUCCCUGACUGGUUGCAGGGUACACUUGUUCGUAUUGGCCCAGGCAUGUUCUCAGUGGGAGAUACCAGUUACAAUCACUGGUUUGAUGGGAUGGCACUAAUGCACAGCUUUACAUUCAAAGAUGGGGAUGUAUUCUACAGAAGUAAAUAUCUCAAAGGAGAUACCUACAGAGCAAACAUGGAAGCCAAUAGAAUUGUAGUGUCAGAAAUGGGAACAAUGGCCUACCCCCAUCCAAGCAAAAAUAUACUGUCCAAAGUGAUCAGCUUUCUGUCCCACACCAUCCCAGACUUCACUGACAACUGUGGGAAUAAUAUAAUAAAAUAUGGAAUGGAUUAUUAUGCUACUUCAGAGACCAACUAUAUACGCAAAAUAGACCCUAACAUCUUGGAAACACAAGACAAGGUGGACUACCUAAAAUAUCUUGCUGUAAACCUUGUGACAUCACACCCACAUUAUGACAAAGAAGGAAACACCUACAAUAUGGGGACCUCAGUAGCAGAAAAGGGCAAGACAAAGUACAUACUAUUCAGAGUUCCCCCUGCUGCAGAGGAUAGUGCCAAAGCUACACCGGCCUUGAAGAACCUGGAGGUGCUGUGUACAGUGCCUUGCCGUUCCCUCAUGAACCCCAGCUACUAUCAUAGCUUUGGCAUGACAGACAACUACUUCAUCUUUGUUGAACAGCCCUUAAAGCUGGACAUCCUUAAAAUGGCCACAGCAUAUAUGAGACACGUCAACUGGGCCAGCUGCCUCAAGUUUUGCCCUGAGGAAUAUACCUUGAUUCACCUGAUACACAGACAGACUGGUAAGGAGGUGGCAAAGUUCUUCACAGAUGCUUUGGUUAUGUAUCACCAUGUCAACGCAUUUGAAAAGGAUGGUCACGUGGUGUUUGACGCCAUCACAUAUGCGGACAACAGUCUGUAUGAAAUGUUUUACCUAAAAAACCUGAAACUGGAAAUGGAGAGACCUGGGAUGUCAGGAAAAGUCUUUACUAAACCGCAAUACAAGCGAUUUGCCCUUCCUCUGCUGAAUGACAAGGAGGCCAAAUUUGGAGAUGAUUUGGUAAAGCUCACAUUUACUACAGCCCAUGUCAUAAAAGAGAAGGAGGACAGAUUGUUUUGCCAUCCAGAAAUAAUUUGUGAAGGUGUGGAACUUCCCAGAAUUAACUACGACUUCAAUGGAAAAAAGCACAGAUAUGUGUAUAUGACCUGUACUGACAUGUCAGCAAUAAGUACAAAGGUUGUGAAGUUUGAUGUUGAAGAAAAGAAGGCUUUGGAGUGGAUGGAGGAGAACUGCUGGCCUGGUGAAGCAGUCUUCACUGCUAGACCAAAUGCAGAGGAGGAGGAUGACGGUGUCGUUUUGAUUGUAGUCAUCAAGCUCAGUCCAAAGGUGUCAGCCUUCCUGCUUGUGUUGGAAGCCAAAACGUUUACAGAAAUGGCCCGGGCUUCACUGGAUGUGGAAAUGCACAUUGACAUGCACGGACACUUCAUACCUCAGCUAGGCAGCUAA
Messenger RNA from Brienomyrus brachyistius, 1617 nucleotides. RefSeq names its product beta-carotene oxygenase 1 (gene bco1). The record is from RefSeq and is a predicted model, not a curated record. Lineage: Eukaryota; Metazoa; Chordata; Actinopteri; Osteoglossiformes; Mormyridae. The coding region runs from base 1 to 1617 and encodes 538 amino acids. Gene Ontology annotation, molecular function: beta-carotene 15,15'-dioxygenase activity; carotenoid dioxygenase activity. The transcript has 11 exons. Gene Ontology annotation, biological process: carotene catabolic process; retinal metabolic process.